This is a messenger RNA of Pochonia chlamydosporia 170, 1740 nucleotides long. Its product is annotated as penicillin-binding protein. The record is from RefSeq and is a predicted model, not a curated record. The transcript is spliced from 4 exons. The coding region runs from base 1 to 1740 and encodes 579 amino acids. Lineage: Eukaryota; Fungi; Ascomycota; Sordariomycetes; Hypocreales; Clavicipitaceae.
AUGUUACUACACCUCUCUUACCUCGGAAUUCUUUCCCUCGCGUCGACGUCCGCGGCAGCAGACUUUGACCAGAAACUCCUGGGAGUAACGUACCUCAAGCCUUCCAACCUCGGAAAAGCAGAAGCCAUCAAAUCGGCGGCAGCGUCCAUCUCCAAAGAGCUACAGAAUGCUCUGAACACGGGAAUCUCCAAGUUUGGCAACUUUACCGCCAAGGCUAACUCGCUGUCCGCAACGGUGGUGUCUGCGCAGGAUGCCGCGCCCUUUCUGGACUUCCAGUACACGGCUGCCAAUUUGAACGUCUCAGGAGGCAGCACUGCACGAGUCACCGGGGAGAGCAUCUACCGAAUCGGAAGUGUCUCUAAGCUGUUCACCGUCUACACUCUCCUGUUGAACGGCGGGGAGAAGAUAUGGGAUCGACCUGUGACAGAUUAUCUUCCUGAACUUCGGGAGGCUCUCCCCCAGACGGAGAAGAAAUCUUCACUGGACUACGUGCAGUGGGAUCAGGUCACUGUUGGUGCCCUUGCUUCUCAGCUUGCUGGCCUUGGAAGAGAUGUGAAUAAUGCCGAUUUAGCCAGUCAGGGGUUUCCUGCUGCGCAAGCCGGUAUGCCUCAGCUCCCUUCGGAUCAGAUUCCAACUUGUGCUGGCAACAACAGCCAGGCCCCUUGCUCUCGAAAAGAGUUCUUUGACGUGUUAGUCAAAAGGAGUGCCGUCUCCUUGCCAUAUACCACUCCCACGUACUCCAACGCCGCGUACCGACUCCUCGGGUACGUAAUCGAGGCUGUGACAGGCACAGCAUACCAUGAAGCAGUUGCAAAAUCGGUCACCGGCCCCCUGAAACUGAAGAAGACAACCACACUUAGUCCCAGUGGCAAUGGGGUAGGCGUCAUUCCCCAAGGCACCUCGGGCUGGGACCGAGCUCUAGGAGAUGAAGUUUCAACCGGCGGCCUGUACUCCACGUCCCACGACCUAGCUGAGCUUGGGCGUGCCAUCCUAAGCAGCAAACAACUAUCGCCCCUCCAGACACGUCGAUGGAUGAAACCCCACGCGCACACUGCCUCGCUCUCCUUUUCCGUCGGCGCACCAUGGGAGAUAUGGCGAGCCAGAAGCAAAGUAUCAAGCGGCUACGUUGUCGAUGUCUAUGUAAAAAGCGGAAGCGACGACCAGUACCAGGCGCUGCUGGUCGUUGUCCCCGAGUUCGACAUCGCUGCCUCAAUUCUGUGCGCGGGACCAGACGCCGGAAAAGCUAUCGACACGGCUUCUGAAGUUGUUCUGCAGGCAUUCCUACCUGCACUAGACAAAACUGCUCAGAGCCAGACUGCUCAGCGUUUCAGCGGCCGCUACAUAUCCUCUGAUAAGAAGAACUCGUCGUUGGUCCUGACUACGGAUGCUCAGCCCGGUCUUUUGGUCAAGCAGUGGCUCAGCAAUGGCGUUGACGUCCAGGCCGCAGCGCAAGCCUACGCUGACUCGACACAAGGCGGUCGUAUUCAGUCCAUGCGAUUGUAUCCCAUGAUUUCCAGCCCCAAUCGAGUGUCUUUUCGGGCGGUUUUUGAGACCGUUCCUGUUGGGUUUGAUCCAGCUGUGCCGCAAAUACUCAAAGCGGAGGCCGGUCAAUGGGGCCAGGUUGAUCAAUUGAUGUAUGGGGGAAUAUCUGUUGACGAUUUUGUGUUUCAGCUGGACGGUAAGGGCGUGGCUACGUCUGUCCAGCCGCGUGUGCUUCGGGAUACGUUGAAGCGGGCAUAG